AAUUAAAAGAAGGCGUCAUGCUUAGUCGGUAAUACUGAACGAUAAAAGUUGUUUCAUAAAAAUGAAAGUAAAUUGCAAAGAUUGAUUUUUUUUUCGUUUGAUACAUUCUUUAUUUAAAAGCUUAUUGAAAUGUGUUAAAUACUUUUCUGUUAAUUUACAAUUUUAAUAGUUGGUAAGGUUAGCUACUUUAUUUUGAAAAGAUUUUUAAAUAGUUUGCUAUAUUUAAAAUACUGUAAAAUAGUGUGGAUUGUUGGUUAGGUUAAUAACAUUUAAAACCAGCCUAACUUAACCAUCUGUCAAAAUUAUUUCACAGUAUUUCAAAUGUAGCUAAUCCAACCUAACCAAUCCUUAUAUAUAACGGGUAGCAAUUGAUAACCUACUUAAAAUAUUGCAAUAUCCUUAUACCAGACAUGGGCAGGGGAGGGCCAGAUAUAAUAAAACAUUAUCUAGGUGGGUCGAAAAAAAAUUAAACAAAACACAUUUUUAUAAGUGAUAAACUUUAUUUUUGAUUUUUAAAUAAUAAAUGUCAAUAAACACAACCAACAAAGCAAAACUAUAGGAACACAAGCCAGACACACAGCUGUAGAGGUGACUUGACACUAACUAUGUGACUGGACACUAACUAUGUGACUGUCCGAACUACACUGACCUUGAGAACAGACGAAACAAAAAUGGUAGCUUUCGAUUUGUUCCGAACUUUGCGGAGCAACACCGUGCGCUCUACAGGCCAGGCACUGUGAAGACGCCAGUGUGAACACUGCCACACACAUUGUACUCCACAUUGCCAUGCUACCGAUCUACAGACACCUACUACGGCACUACACCUACGCGAGGUUGCGUGCAAAUUCAGUUAAUAUUAGAUGUGAUAAUACCAUACUUAAAACGCAGUGAGAAUAAAACCGUUGUUCUAUUCUAGCUACAUAGAAAAUAUAUUUUGUUCUAUGUGUAAUUGUAGGGGUUUUCAAAAACCAUGUCGCGGGCCGAAUUGACUUUGGCCUGCGGGCCGUAUUUUUCUCAUGAAUGCCUUAUACAGAAUCAUUAUGAAAUGUGACAGGAGCCAAAGAAGAUCAAUGUUCACAAGUUUUAUAUUCAUUUUCAUAGAAAAUAUCUUUUCGUUCAGUAUUACUGCUUAGUUUCUUGUAAAUGUGGCGCUACAUUAACAAAUUGUUGGCGGAGGUGAAUCCUAAUGGAAUGUCAUUUGAAAUCCUGACGACGGACGAGCAGCGACUGACUGUGAACAUGAAGCACCCCCUGGAGGAGCCGGUGACAGGCGUCAUAGAGGUGCGGGGCACUGCCCAGGGCCGCACCAUGCUGAUGUGCGACUCCUACAUCAUGUUCCCUGCAGAGAUCACCGCCCUGUUCGAUAAGGCACAGUUCAACACCGCAGUCACCUUGAUAAACACCAUCGCCAACCCCUGGGCCCCUUCGUAAUGAUUCUGGUGCAGCCUCUUGCAAUGAAACAAACAAAACAGCUCUGCAACAAUUAUUUUCUUGUUGCUCGUACAGCAUGUCAGUAAUUUUGAAUUUGUGUAAAAUCCACAUAGGCUCUCAUAGUCCACAUUCAGAACUUAUUAGGUUGUUAUUUUCUUAUGGUUUUGCAAUGAUGCUUAUGAACAUGUAACUAUAUUGUGGUACAGAAGAACCUCAUUAAGUUGAUCAUUUGGCGCAUCUGAUCCAGGGUAAUGAAAAUCCAGGUAAACUGAAAACUUAAAGAAAAAUUUAUGCAAGGCAAUGUACUUGUAGGCAAUGUCCUUUAUAUUGAACAUAACAUAUUUGAAACUUAAUAAAUGCAGCUUAUGAAUUUGUAAUCAGUAACACAUAACAAACCCAUGUGUACAGGUGAUUCUACUGUAUGAAAGGGACAGAUUUCAAUUAUUUUGUGAAGCGGUUAAAUAAUUUAUAUUUUGGACUUCCACUCCAUAACAAUAUUAUCAUCUCACCUGGGUACAGAUUGCUAGAGAAGAAAUUUGUGUAUGUACACUUUAAUUAAUUACACUGCCUUUAAGGUUCAUAUUCAUUCCAAUAAAAAAAUUGAAAGAUGAAUUGUACAAAACAUCACAUCUGUAGUUUGUGUCUUUUCUCAUUAUUAAAAGCAUAUGCCAGACUAUUGCAGGAUUGUUUUGUUAAAACUAACCCCCUUUUCCAUCAUUAUGAUGCACUUGUUCAUGACUUUGUCAUUGUCACACCUGCACAUUCACUCAGUCUGUACUAUUUGAUUGUAUUAAAGAAGUUCGGAUACUACUCAGAAGAAACAACAUAUUUCAGUAUGUUGUUUACCAUUUUUUAGAGUUAUAUUUCCUGAAUGAUUUUUUUAAGAAGAGCUUGGAAUCACAGAUGCAAUGUAAUACAGUAAAAACUAUCAUAAGAGAAUAACACUUAAGAUAAUUUCUUGUAUAAUAAGUUAAAAAAUUCUUAGUGCUUGUCUUGGAAAUACAUAAAAAAUUUUAAGCACCUUGAACUUCUUAACAGGGUUCUUAAUUGAUCAGAGACUUUUCUUUAGAGCAGUUUAUUGCAACUUUUUUUAAAUACUGUUGUACAGUAUAAGAAUUUUUCUUUGGUCUCAGCAUUAAAACUAUGUUGAUUUUCCAUAAUCCGGAAAAUUGCUAAUUUGCCAUGGCCCUGAAUGUGUCAGAUUAAAGACAGACUGUGACAUACUAAAUAUAUGAGAAACUAUUUGCAAUGUGUUGACUUGGUUGUUUAGUUUACCGCAGAGGAUGGUAAGUAGCUAAUAGAUAUAUGUAUAAAUUUUUUGUAGUAAGUUUUUUUUUAUAAUAUUUUAAACCCUGAACAUUAAACAAGAAAUAUAUGUUUAUGUUGAAAUUAUUUAUUACUAAUUGGUCUGAUUCUUAUAUGGAGAAACUAUUUACAAAAAGCAAGCAAAUAACAUUGUGAAGAAAAUUCUCAGGAAAAUUAUAUAAAUUGUCUAUGCCUGCUUAAUGUCACUGAUGUACUGUUGUGGGUAGAGGAAAGAAAUGGUGGAGAGCGAUAAAACCGAAAUAAAAGCGGAAAUACACUUGAUACACCACCUAAAACCAAAAUGCACCUAAGGCAAAACACAAAAACAGUUAAAUUCACCUCAAUUACCUGAUUUUUUUUUUGUGACAGAGUGUGUGUGUGUGUGUGUAUAUAUUGUG
This is a messenger RNA of Bacillus rossius redtenbacheri, 3134 nucleotides long. RefSeq names its product replication protein A 14 kDa subunit-like. Bases 1144 to 1431 code for a protein of 95 amino acids. The transcript has 3 exons. NCBI's taxonomy places the organism in Eukaryota, Metazoa, Arthropoda, Insecta, Phasmatodea, Bacillidae. Gene Ontology annotation, biological process: base-excision repair; double-strand break repair via homologous recombination; mismatch repair. The record is from RefSeq and is a predicted model, not a curated record. Gene Ontology annotation, cellular component: nucleus; DNA replication factor A complex; site of double-strand break. Gene Ontology annotation, molecular function: damaged DNA binding; single-stranded DNA binding.